GGCUGCUUGGCCGGAGCGUUGUUGGGGGAUUGCCUAGGAGCUGUUUUCGAAGGGAGAAGCGUCGUGAAGCUGCAGGAGUUGCUGAAAUUCGUGCGAGGGCUGGAGCCGGCGGAGGAGGAGGAGAGGGGGGAGGCGGCGGGGAGCGCACGUGGAGAGAUGCUGCAGUACACAGACGACACAGCCAUGAGCAGGUCGGUGGUGCAGUCACUGUUGGCCAAGAAGGAGUUUGACGAGGUUGACAUGGCCAAGAGGUUUGCUGAGGAGUACAAGAAGGAGCCCAACAGGGGUUAUGGGAUGGCUGUGGUCAACGUCUUCAAGAAGCUCCUGAGCCCCAAGUGCAAUGAUGUGUUUGAGCCUGCAAGGGCCCAGUUCAACGGGAAAGGCUCCUACGGCAACGGAGGGGCCAUGAGGGUGGCUGGAAUCUCCCUCGUCUACGCUGACGUCCAGGAUGUCAAGAAGUUUGCAAAGCUGAGUGCUGAGCUGACCCAUGCCAACUCCCUGGGCUACAACGGGGCCAUCCUGCAGGCCUUGGCCGUGCACCUGGCACUGCAGGGAGAGCUCAGCAGGGAAACCUUCCUGGAGCAGCUCAUCAGCCACAUGGAGCACGUGGAGGCAGAUGACAAGUCUCUCAGUGACGCCCGAGCGCUGGGAUUUGAGGAUUUGCCAUUUUCCAGGCGUCUGAAGAAAAUCAAGGAAUUCUUGGAGCUCAGCAGCGUUCCCAAGGCAGAUGUAUUGUUUGAGUUGGGCAAUGGCAUCGCCGCGCUGCGCUCUGUCCCCACGGCCAUUUACUCCUUCCUGCGCUGCAUGGACACCGAUCCUGACAUCCCUGAGCACUACAACGCCCUACAGAGAACCAUCAUCUACUGCCUGUCCCUGGGGGGGGACACGGACACCAUCGCCACCAUGGCCGGAGCCAUCGCGGGCGCCUACUACGGCGAGGAGCAGGUGCCCCCCAGCUGGGAGCAGAGCUGUGAGGCUUUCCAGGAGACACAGAGGAUGGCCAAGGGCUUGUAUGAACUCUACUGCCAGCGGCUCUGA
Acanthisitta chloris (rifleman) is the source of this 1038-nucleotide messenger RNA. RefSeq names its product ADP-ribosylhydrolase like 2 (gene ADPRS). Gene Ontology annotation, cellular component: nucleus; mitochondrion. The coding region runs from base 157 to 1038 and encodes 293 amino acids. The transcript is spliced from 6 exons. The record is from RefSeq and is a predicted model, not a curated record. Lineage: Eukaryota; Metazoa; Chordata; Aves; Passeriformes; Acanthisittidae.